Cyclopterus lumpus (lumpfish) is the source of this 3900-nucleotide messenger RNA. RefSeq names its product SH3 domain-containing protein 19-like. The coding region runs from base 102 to 3353 and encodes 1083 amino acids. Gene Ontology annotation, molecular function: protein binding. Lineage: Eukaryota; Metazoa; Chordata; Actinopteri; Perciformes; Cyclopteridae. The transcript has 17 exons. The record is from RefSeq and is a predicted model, not a curated record.
ACGCCGCCGGAGCGUCCUGCGAGCCUCGAGCGGAGCGACCGGAGCAGAAGUCGGUGCGUCCGGUGUAACGGCGCCGGUUCCCCGGGACGAGGCGAGGAGACAUGGCCGAGGCGAGGGCCGAGGAAGAGGAGGACACACGGGAACAAGUGGUUCGACGCUCCGCAGGUCGUCGGAAGCCAGAGCAUCGUCUCAGCCAGGGUCCUCUCUCGUCCAUCAGAGCAGCCAUCAAGAGAACCUCCAGGUCCACCGGUCUCCCUGAGCCAAGGGAGCGAGAGAGGGAGCGAGAGAGGGAGCGAGAGAGGGAGCGAGGGAGGGAGCGAGAGAGGGAGCGAGAGAGGGAGCGAGAGAGGGAGCGAGAGAGGGAGCGAGACAGGAGGCGACCGGAGAUCACCAUCCUGUCCGCGGAGCCGCUGUCGUCCACUUCCUGGUUCCCCGGGGCUUCUGGGGGAUUCCCGCCUCCCCCUCCCCCUGCAGCUCAGAUCUGGGGAUCCACGAUCCCUCCGUCCGUUCAGCCUCCUCCGUCCUACGAGGAGGUGAUCAGGGAGAAGACGCAGGAGCAGGUCCUCCCUCCUCCGUCCUCCUGCCCCUCCUCGCAGUGUUUGGCGUCUUCAAUAACGAUCGCCACCCAGACUGACCCGGGAUCAGCCCCCGCCCCCGACGCCUGUCAGGGACCAGUGAGACCGCCGCGGCCGCCUCUCCGUUGCCCUCCUAGAGCGUCUCCCGCUGAUGACAUCACCAUCGCAGCCAGCCAAUCAUCACCUGACCUCCUCGCCGAUCUCCGCCCACCACCUUUGACCUCGACCUCUGGCGCUCAGACCGACCGAUGGGAUCGAUCUCGUGGCGCCGUUGAUGUCCCGUCGGAGAGCCCCAGGCCCCGCCCCCGCCCGCGCACCAGACUCGGUGCUCGGCCAAUCAGCAGCGACGUCAGGGUUCAGACUUUGGUGAAGCUGCGUGACGACGGCGCGGCGACGCUGGCCGCCCGCUCGGGAGCUACCGCCAACCAGGAAGUGAGUCAGGGGAAGUACCUCCGGGAGCUGCUCGAGGCCUUCGGCGCGGACGACUGGGGCUUCCCCGAUCGGCGCAGCGACAGCAGCGGGCUCAGCCAAUCGGAGGGCGAGGAGGGGGACGCGGACGAAGACGAGGAGGACAUGGCGACUCUGAAAGCCAGGAUCCGGGCCUUUGAGCAGCAGCAGGUGGCCGGCGGGAGCGGCGGAGGCGGAGGCGGAGACGACUUUCCUGCCGCGAAGAGACCUGAACCAAGGCCACGCCCCCGUCUCCAGGGGCCGCCGGACAAAUCCGUCCCCCCCACCGUUGCCCCGAAACCUAAAAACCUUUCUCAAGCACCCAAAGCAUCCACCCAGGUAUUCUGGGAGGACGGCGGUCUGAUGGACUCGGGUCACACUGACACUGGAAGCGAACCAACGGUUCCCCCAAAAUCUGCUCCGGCGUUGGUGCCCCAACCCUGCAAAAACCCAGAGAAACCCUUGGUGUCGCCAAAACCCCAGCCUGCCUCAGACCCCCUCCAGUCUGGUGCCCCCGUCCCGGCCCCCAGGCCCCCUCCACCCAAACUCACCCCCGGCGUCAGUGAGCCGGCCAACCCCAAACCUCCGCCCAGACCUCCAGUGGCCCCCAGGGCCAGCCUCGGGGCUCCGACCCAGGAUAAGAGCACCAAAGCUGGGCACGCCGCCCCAACUCUGCCCCCGAGACCCUCCGUGGAGGUCGGCGGUGGAGAUCAGACGGAGACGCCGGGUGGAGGCGACGAGGCGCCGGACGGCGGAUGCCAGGCAGUGAAAGUAGGAAAUGUUCGUCCAGGCGUCCCGAUCAAACCAGCAGCGCUGAUGUCCCCACGCAGAGCCAGUGCUCCGAGUCUGGCCCCCAAACCCACCUCCACCCCGGAGCCCGACCCACCCAAACCUCCGGGGCCGAGCCCGGGCCUCAAACCCGCUCCGGCCCUGAGGAAAGGCCCCGGGAUCCAGACCAGACCAGAGACCAGCACCGCAAACCCGGAGCCCUCAGACCCUCCUCUGCCCCCUCGUCCUUCGAGUGUGAAGCUCCUCCCUCUUCGUCCUCCUCCAAUCAAAUCCAUCCCUGAGCGACCGCCGCCUCCAGCCGUCGGCUCAACAUCCUCAGCCAAUCAGACGACGACCCCUCAUCCUCCAAGCCCCGCCCCCUCCGUUUCCUCAGCCAGCCGGUCUUCGCCUUCACAAACCACGACACCCCCUUCUCCUGUAUCGGCCAAUCAGGUGCAGCCUCAACGGCCGUCAAAGAAAGGACCGCCUCUGCCCCCCCGCCCAAAACCUGGACACCCCCUCUACGACAGCUACGUGAAACAGGAAGUCCUGAUCGUCCUGGACGGCCCGAGCCCCUCAGAGAGUGGGAGGAGCCAAACCGCUGUCAUCAACCCAUCGCAGUGUCUCCUGGACCUGGACCCCCAACCGGAUCCUGCUCCCGAUCAGAACGGCCAAUCAAAACCUUCCCUGGAGGGCCUCAGCCUAUCAGACUCCCAGUCCAUUCUACCCGUUCAGCCCCCUGAGCCCAAGGACCAGCCCGACCCCCCCCCCGACAGCGGUCCUCGCUGCGUCGCCCUCUUCGACUACGAGGGCGAGGAGCACGACGAGCUCACCUUCUCCCAGGGUGACGUCAUCGCCCUCCUGGAGCUCAUUGGGCAAGAGUGGGGGCGGGGCCAGAUCCACGGGCGGGUCGGCGUCUUCCCUCUGAACUUCGCUCAGGUGGUGGAGCCUCCGGAGGGUCCCGCUCCAAAGACCUCGGAGGACCCUAACUCAGAGAAGGAGGAGAAGAAGGAGGAGAAGGAGGAGGCGGAGGAGAAGAAGAAGAAGAAGGAGGAGAAGGAGGAGGCGGAGGAGGUGAAGAAGAAGAAGGAGGAGGCGGAGGAGAAGAAAGAGGAGGAGGAAAAGAAGAAGGAGGAGAAGAAAGAGGAGGAGAAGAAGAAAGAGGAGGAGAAGAAGAAAGAGGAGGAGAAGAAGGAGGAGUGGGCCGAGGCUCUGUUCGACUUCACCGCUCAGGCUGCAGAUGACCUGUCCUUCCACAAGGGGGCGCUCAUCCAGGUGACGGAGCAUGUCGAUGCCCAGUGGAGGAGAGGAAGACUGGAGGGGAGGGAGGGGCUCUACCCUGCUGCCUUCACACAGCCCCGCCCAGCUCAGCCAAUCACAGGCCAGCAGUCUGCGGUUAAAGGCGUGGCCAAGUUUGACUUCACAGCUGAGAGCGAGGAUGAGCUCACUUUAAAGGUUGGUGACCUCAUAGCGCAGGUGGAGUUUGUGGAUGAGCAAUGGAUUCUGGGAGUUGUGUGCGGGAGGCGUGGGAUGGUUCCUAAAAACUACAUUUCACUUCUUUGAUGAGGAAGUCCUGAAAACUACUACUACGUGUUGUUGUUGUUGUUGUUGUUGUUGCAGCUCCUCUCUGUCGACGGGUCGGCUGGAGUUUCAACAUUUCGCUCAAAACAUUUUUAAUUUUAAGACUGAAGCUCUGAGCUGUGAUUGGUCCGUCUCUUUGAUUGACAGACAUCGCAGAUUUUAACGCCGUCGGUCUUGUGGACUGGUCUGGUCUCGUGGACUGGUCUUGUGGACUGGUCUUGUGGACUGGUCUGGUCUUGUGGACUGGUCUUGUGGACUGGUCUUGUGGUCUGGUCUUGUGGUCUGGUCUUGUGGACUGGUCUUGUGGACUGGUCUUGACUCUUUCUUCCACGGAGCCGGUCCUCCAGAACCAGAGCCGGCGGUCCCGAUGGAUCAAUACGACGCCAUCGACUUCUCCGGAACAUUUUCUCUGACGUCUGAACGCAUUAAAAACGAACUUUUAAUGUGUUUACAACCCGCUGACAGCAUGAUAGUUAUAUCCAUAAUGCUUUAUAACUAUAGUAAUAACACAUAAAGCCUUCUUUUACUA